Drosophila bipectinata is the source of this 1133-nucleotide messenger RNA. RefSeq lists its product as uncharacterized. The record is from RefSeq and is a predicted model, not a curated record. Lineage: Eukaryota; Metazoa; Arthropoda; Insecta; Diptera; Drosophilidae.
CAUGGCCAAGAAGAAGGGAAGAAAGGGAAAGAAGAAGGCCAAGGUCGACUGCAAGUUUAACAUCACCGAUGACAUGCUUAAGCCUUUGAACGAGGACGAUGGCUGCGAAGGCUGUUGCCAGUGUGCCUGCGAAUGCGAUUGCAGUCCGGAACUGGCACCGUGCUUCAUCCAGCCCACCCGGCCGGAUCCCGGUCCAGAGGCAUACGAUGAGUUCGAGGCCUGUCUCAAUGGCAGCGGUUUGACCAUUCGUGUCCUCAAGAAUACCCACAAGGUGGAAAGCGUGGAUGAUGGUUCAAUGGGUAACAAUUUGGGAGCGGACGAUGAUCCCUGCUACCGGGACGACCCCAACGAUUGUGAACCGAAGCAGGAGUCCUGCCUGCACGAAAUGCUGCAGCGGAGCUCGUUUGCCCGGAACCACAUCAAGCGGAGGACUGGUGGCAAGAUUAUCAACCAUCCAAACAUUCCGAAAGUGCGGGCCAAUAUCAAGUAUUCCGGAAAUGAUGCCUGCGAGACGGACAACUAUUACGUGCCCUUCUCGAAGAUCAAGGAGGCCUGCGACAUGCAAGAGGCCAAGGUCGACUGCUAUCGCCAACGCCUGUGCGGCGGCAACGACCCCAUUGUCCCGGCCAAGUGUCCUGUCCAGAAUCAGCGCAACUGCUGCAUGCAAGUCGAGAAGAAGGACAUUAUGAAUACCAUGAAGGGAAUCAAUCUGGACACACGUCGUAAAGGAAUCGAGGUGUGUUACAAGACCUGCGAGGAGACCGACAGCGAUGUUUUCCUGGUGAAGCUCGGUAGCAAGUCCAAGUCGCAAAAUAAGAAAAACACUAUCGAGAUUGAGUUGAGGACUCCGAAGCAGCCUGUGACCCUGCCGAUCAGCAAGGUGACCACCGAGACCUACGUCUCCGAGGAGAUGCUUGGAGGCGCCGCCGGCAAAAAGAAGAAAAAGGGAAAGAAGGGCAAGGGCAAGGGCAAGAAAAAGAAGUAGUGGCGGCAGAUAAUGGCAUUUAAUGGCAGAUCCUAAAUAACAUGGCAUUUGAUCAUGAUCGAUUUACCGGACUUGAUAUAAGAGCACCCAACCGAACAACAUUAUCACAAUAUUAUCCCAAUUGAUUACCUCGGACUAUGAACACUGA